Messenger RNA from Papilio machaon (common yellow swallowtail), 1558 nucleotides. Its product is annotated as cysteine-rich hydrophobic domain-containing protein 2. The transcript is spliced from 3 exons. The coding region runs from base 115 to 612 and encodes 165 amino acids. NCBI's taxonomy places the organism in Eukaryota, Metazoa, Arthropoda, Insecta, Lepidoptera, Papilionidae. The record is from RefSeq and is a predicted model, not a curated record.
GUCAUUCAGUACUUUUGUCAUAAAUAAAAUCCAAGUCCACCAAACAUUGUGCUUUGUUAUGUCGUUACAUCAAACAAGUUUAUUUGUAAUUUGCUAAGUUAGUGAAUAAGAAAAAUGGCAGACUUUGACGCAAUAUAUCCUGACGAAACUGAAAGUGAGGAGAAUAUAGAAGAGACACAUGUGACGUUAGUGCCUGAUCCGAUCGUCAUCCGCGGAGCUGGUAACAUGACAGUUUUUGGUUUAAGCAACCGUUUCAACAAUGAGUUCCCCUCUGGUCUUCAGUCAAGAGUAGCCCCGGAGGAAUAUCAGGCUACUGUGGCUCGUAUCAACAGCGUUCUGAAGAAGACAUUGCCGGUUAAUGUGAAGUGGUUGUUCUGUGGAUGUGUUUGCUGCUGCUGUACUCUUGGAUGCUCUCUUUGGCCAGUUAUAUGUCUAAGUAAAAGAACGCAACAUUCACUUAAUAAGCUAUUGGAAUGGGAGAACAGUCGACUUUACAACAAACUGGGCCUGCGCUGGAGACUCACCAAACAGCACUGUGACUCAUCUUCCAUGAUGGAGUAUGUACUUCUUAUAGAAUUUAUACCCAAAAUACCCAUAUACAGGCCUGACUAAACGCUACAUCCAAUGUCAUUUGUAAAUACAUUUUUACCUAUUAAAAAAAAAUAAUUGACAUGACUAACUCUAAUAAAAUAAAAACAAGCCGAAUGUACCAUGUACAAUUUAUAUUUAAGGAAACCUUUGUAAUUGGCAUUGUCAUUCAUCAAGCCAUUUUAUAUUUUAUAGAGCAAGUAGGUGAUGUUUAAUGCUUUUUGUGUAUAGAUGUCACUUCAAUUGCAAGCUAUUAAGUGUUAAGUCUUUCUAAGCAUUUGCAUUACACUUUAUUGUUGAUAAUGCAUUGUUAAUGUAGUCAUUCUAAAUUUAAAAGUGCGACAGGCAUCUUUUGUUACGUUGAUGAUAUUGACAGUUAGAAUUAGUGUUGCCAGAUAAUAAAAAGCUAAUUCUUCCAAAUGGGGGGAAAAUUAUGUAUGGAAUAAUUACUUUUGUAAAUAUCAUAUCAUUGGUGUAAAUUAGAUCUUAAUUAAAACAGCAAUAAUGUGACUAUAAAAUAAGUAAGAGAUAAACGUGACCAUGAACCAACUUAUUAGUCUAUAAUAAUUUCUAAUUUGGUUUCUAAAAACACCUGGCAGUUACUUUUGCUGUCAAAAGUGACAAUUUACAAUAUAACGGAAUAAACGCCGUAUUUGGCCACGUGCCAAAAGUUUCUUGUCGCACUGAAAUGAGGCUGAUAGAAAACGAAGCGGAUUUUCAGUAUUUUAAUGUUUAUUUUGCAAACGCGAAAAAUUUUUAUGAUGUUUAAAUCAUCUUUCCGAAUCAAACAUUGCUUCAGAUGUAAUGAUCUGAUAGUUUAUGUUAUAGUUCGGGAAAAGAACAUGAUUAUUAAAAAAAAAACAUUAACAAGUCAGGUGUUAAUCGAAGUGGUUGAGUUUUUUAAUAAUAAUACCGCGCACAUCAAAAAGCGAAAAAAGAUCUUAUUAUUUGCCCUUAAAUUAAGUCUCUU